Molecule: messenger RNA, 3750 nt
Organism: Drosophila subpulchrella
Lineage: Eukaryota; Metazoa; Arthropoda; Insecta; Diptera; Drosophilidae
Exons: 3
Coding region: 138-3503 (1121 amino acids)
Source: RefSeq, a predicted model, not a curated record
ACAGUACACUAUUGCGCCUAUAAUCAAUACACAGGCUCUAGUCAAAAUCUAACUUUUGGACACCCAGUAUUUCCAAAAAACUAAAUUCGUCGAGUUCCCGGUAGUGUAUCAGUCGACCCCCUUUUUUCAGCAACCAGAUGGCCGGCUUCGUUUUCGGCGGUAUCGCGGCCUGUCGCCGAACCACCCACUGCCUCGGUCUGCUGCGCUCCUCCUACCGACCCCUUUGCCUUCAUCCGUCCUUGGCGCCACUGCACCAGCGACGCCGGCGGCACAGCAAUUCCUCGCGAUCCGGAGGUUCCGGCGAGAAGAAGAACCCAAAUGAGGUGAAGGGUCAAACCAAAGAGCCAGGCCACAGUGCUGGUGAAUUGGAGACGACAGCAGCGCCGCCUGAUCAUCCCAAGGCUCCUGGAGAGCAAAGACCCGAGUCGCCCUACGAGGUCCGGCCAAAGGUACUGCCCAUCCAGGAUCAGCCACAUCGCUCACAGCCCUCGCCUGCGGAGGUCAAGCCCCCAAACCCACACACUAUUGUCUGCAGCUCAGAUAACCAAGAUUUAUCGGGAUCUCCGGAAAAUGUUUUAGGAAAAAAUGAGAGCUUUGAAGACAAUGUGGUUGAGUUAGGGUCUCCGGUUAAGAUAACAGAAACAAAAGAUUUCGAAACAAAAUCUGAGUCUCAGAUUUUUCCAACCUCUACCGUAAUUGAUCUUAUAGAAAGCCCCAAGUAUCAUUCGUUAUCUGCCUCUGAAUCAAAAGAUGAUCCCAAAUUUGAAAACUUAUUGGCAAUUGAGUCCGAGCUUAAGUCCCUCACAGCAUCCAUAUCUGAAUUUAUUGAACAGCCUAAUCAACAAACCUUUUCUCCAAUUAAAGCAGAGCUCAAUUCCAUGGACUCGACCACAACUAAUCAAAAUUCUCAGGGUGUAACGAGGUCUCCAGAUUUGCUGUCGCAGCAAAGUUCCUUUGUAACUCCAUUUGAGAUACAGUCUAAGGACUCGAACCCUUCUAAAUCAAAAGAUAGGAUCCAGUCGAAAGAAUCUCAGCCUUCAAUCGAGUCGUACCCGAGACCGGCUUCUAAGUCUUCUGGUUUAGGUGGGAGCCUUGAUCUUAAAGUUAUGUCCAGUCCAUUGAACAAACCCCAAACAGAGAAGGCAAAUACUCAUACUGAAAGUCUAAAUCGAAGUUCUGAGUCUAAAAACAGUAGCACAAGAACUUGUAAAGGGGUUACGAGCUCCACUUUUAAUAUGCCUGGGGAAAACAAGAUUUCUGGGAUCAAAGUCGAUUUAGAAACACUUAAAGAAAGAAGUACAGAAUUUGGCCAGCUGUUAGAUAAAGUUCAAGAAAAGAGAUUCGAAAAAGUCGACGCUGUCAAGGAAAAGCAGGCUAAUAGGGAUGUCAUCCAGAAAUGGGUGGAGCAUUUUAAGUUGGCAGGCAAAAAGACCGCAUCUGCCAUCGAAACCAAAACGUCAGAGACUAUUUUGGCACCCUCCGAAAGUAGUAAAGAAAAGAAGGUUUAUUUCAUAGAAACGCUGGUAAAGGAAAAUAACAUAUGGGUACCUAAGAACUCAAGGUCUUCCAAUACCAUUUCACGUCCCUCUAGCAAAAAUAUUACCUCAAUAGAGCCAACCACAAGCGCCAAAUUGGCAUUGCCAUUAAAAAUCGUCCCCAAAAAUGAAGCUCCAACUGCGUUUAAGAAAACCGUCAAACCAGUUCCUUCAUCCGAACUUAAGUCUAAUAAGAAUACUCAAUUUGAUGUCGCCAGUAAAGCAACCAAGCCCACUGAAUUUAUUCUAGGUCAGCCUCCUUCAACGAAAAAUUCGCAAUCUAACGAGUGGGCAUCUCCAUCGGUCGACUCCAAGAAUUCAAAUGCAGUACUAAACGCGAAGAGUAAUAAAAUUAGUAACAUAGAUCACGACAGACCUAAAGCUCAGUCCACAGAGGAAAUAGUCGCAAUGUUUAAGGAAGACAAUGAUAGUGACCAGGCUAAAAUUGAGGAAGGCAGAGUCAGAGAAUUGUUCAACACACUAGACAAAUUUAAUGAUAGGCCGGGUUCUUGGUGGACUCUGCCAGAACUCUCUUCAUGCACUAAGAAUAAUCAAUCAGAUGUUUUGGCCGUGCUUUCAUCGAGGUCCGGUAAAAAAGGAGGAGGUACCAUAAGUGAAAAAGGACACCUCGAUAGCACUGACUCGGGCAACAAAACUGAAGAUACCUUCACAAAACUUGGCGACUUAGACUCGACGAUCCGAGAAGAGGAAUAUGUUGAUCAAAGAAAGAAAGACAAGCUCAGCGAAGAUUAUUUUGCAAAGCUAAGUAACUUGGAUUCGACUAUCCGAGAGGAAAGCGGUGAUGAACAGAAAAAGCAGGACAAGUCAAAAGAGAGCGAUAUCAAGGAUGAGAAGAAUGUUGAUCAGAGAAAAUUUGAUCUAGCAAAGAAAGUUUCGUCUUUCAUGAAGUCUACCCAGAAACCAAAAAGAUUUGAAAAAAUGGAUUCAAAGACCAAAAGCAAAGUAGAAACGACAUCUGAGCUAACACCCAGCGAUCUGUACGACCCAAUAGCUCCGGAGGUUUCCUCCCCAGCUCCUGUGGAAUCGGGCAAAGCCGAUCUUGAAGAUAUCAAGGAGCCCAGACCCAGCCUAGAGGCUCCAGCGGUCAAGCCCAAGAAGGAGGAAGCCAAAGUAAAGGCACCCACGGCAGCGGAUGAAACCAAAAUCAAGGCACCCACGGCAUCGGAUGAAACCAAAAUCAAGGCACCCACGGCAAUGGAUGAAACAAAAACUAAGGUCGACGAAAAAGCUCCGCUGGAACAAAGUCAGCCGAAAAAAGAAAAGCCACAGCUGGAUGAUGGGGAACUGGCCCUGAAAUUGCUGGACAAAGCUACAGGGGAGAUACCAGUGACGGCGCAACCGACGCCAAAACCGCAAGUCGAGAAGAGCCUCUUUCAACACCUCUUCGAUAAGAUCUUGGGCAGGGGCAAAAGCAACCAGGGCAAGCGCCACAUGUCCUCCUAUACAGGUCGACGUCACCUGAGCACUAGUUCCAUGGUUACAUCUCCAAUGCAGGUUAUAAGGACAAAAGUUGGGGAUAGGACAUUCGUCAGUCGGGAAUCGGCCAACAAAAUACUAAGCGUUGUGCAUGAAGAUAAACUGGAUCCACAGGAGGAAUCCCCUGUUGUCAUUCGCCUGCAACAACCCGUGCUGGAACCCCCGACAUUUGAACUGUUUGCCAAAAAUGAUGACACUGAGAUAAAAGGAGGCUCGCCCGAAUGCUCUUCGCCCAAGAAGUCGCCGCGAGAGCUUCUGCGGGAAAAGCAACAGACCAGAAAGAUCAAGAUCCUGGGCGGAUCCGAGGAGUGUGCCAAGAAGAUGAAACGACUCAAGGAGCUCACGAAGGAAAAGGACGACGACGACGACUGUGGCAGUCGUCAGUUCUCCAGCAGCGUAUCGCGCUUUUGCCGCCAGCUCUGGUUUUCUAUUAUUCCAGAGGCGGCAAACAACUCGAACAAAGUCAAAUAACCUGCCAAUCUUGCCGAUAUGAGCACGGAGAUGUCGAUACGAUAACUGGAUACCAGGUUGGACUGAAUCUUGAGACCACAUACAAGGGGGUUGAUCUGAUGACUUUCUGCAACUUAACAUAGUACUGGAUCUGGUCAGAUCAAUGCGGAGCUACUAAUAAUAUAGAAACAUCCUCCAAUAAUGGAUUUAUGACUUGAUUAACUAAUGUAAUUUAAUGGCAAUAAAAUUACUUAUUGAACAAUUCAAA